Molecule: messenger RNA, 2695 nt
Organism: Sceloporus undulatus (fence lizard)
Lineage: Eukaryota; Metazoa; Chordata; Lepidosauria; Squamata; Phrynosomatidae
Gene: NUDCD1
Product: NudC domain containing 1
Exons: 10
Coding region: 59-1816 (585 amino acids)
Source: RefSeq, a predicted model, not a curated record
CUGAUUCGGGUCAAAGAGAGACGGAAGCAUCAAGCGCCAGAGUCAAAGGGAGGAGGGAAUGGAGACGGCGGCCAACUGCUCCUUGAGGGUCCACCGCCCGCUUUUGGACCCCAAGUUCGAGGGCUACAAGCUGUCGCUGGAGCCUCUGGCCUGUUACCAAGUGGCACUGGACGCCCCUGUAGCAGAAGUCAAACUUCGAGAUGAUCAGUAUACCUUGGACCACAUGCGUGCCUUUGGGAUGUAUAAUUAUUUACACCUUGAUUCAUGGUACCAAGAUAACGUUUAUUAUGUUGACCAACUUGGAAGAGUGAUGAAUCUAAGUGUUACUCUGGAAACUGCCUUUAAAAAGGCAAGAGAAGUGUUCAGGCUCCCUGCAGACUUAACAGCUUGUGAUAAUCGCCUGUGUGCAUCGAUACAUUUCACUUCUUCCACCUGGGUUACCCUUUCAGAUGGAACAGGAAGGCUGUAUCUCAUUCGGACAGGCAAGCGUGGCAACGACUCAUGUGAAAAGUGGGAAAUACUAUUCAGUGGAGAAUUUGAGACUCCCUUCAUUAUAGUUCACAGCAUCUCCUUCCUGCAGUCAGAUGCACAUUCAGUGGGUGUGUUACUUCUCCGUGUUGAAAAAGAUGAAAUGGAUGUACAAGGCAGUGGUUUCCACGUUUCCUUGGCAUGGGUUACAGUUGUGAAAAUGGCUAAGGAGGGUGAUCAAGGCUAUGAAAUCUGCAAACAGAGAGUACUUCAAGGAAAGUCAGUUCCUCAUUAUGCGGCUCUAGAACCAAGUGGUGAUGGACUAAUGGUUAUCUCUUAUAAGCCUUACACACUUGCACAGGACAGUCAGAGCAAGUAUGAUGAAAGUGACAAGGAGAAAGCAGAAGAAAAUAAGAAAGAGCCUCUGUACUAUUGGCAACAGACUGAAGAUGAUUUGACUGUCACUUUUCACCUAUGUGAAAACUUCACCAAAGAUGAUAUCCAAGUGCAUUUUUCUCCUAAUCGUCUUAGCGUGUCGCUGAAAGAUCCACUUCACCCUGUAUUAGAAGGCUCCCUUUUUUCACUGAUUGACCAUGAAAGCUCCACAUGGCUCAUAAAAGAAAAUAGUUUGGAGAUUUCAUUGAUUAAAAUGGAAGAGGGAUGCUUAUGGCCAGAACUGAUCAUUGGUGACUCACAAGGGGAAUUGAUCAUAGACCCAACCCAGAGUGCUGCAAUAGCUGAGCAUCUGAUGCAUCUUACCUCUGAUGAAAUGAAUCCAGACCCUAACAAAGAAAAUCCUCCAUGUAAUGCCCAGGAGCUGGAAGAAUGUGACAUUUUCCUUGAGGACAGCACAAGUUUGUGUAGAUUUGAUGGUAAUACAUUGAAUGUCACUCAUGUGGUAAAUCUUGGAAGCAACCAAUAUCUUUUCUCGACAGUGGUAGAUCCUAAGGAAAUGCCAUGUUUCUGCUUACGCCACGAUGUUGAUGCUCUUCUCUGGCAGCCACGCCCUGAUCAGCAGGACAAAUGGGAGCACAUUUCUACUUUCAAUGCACUAGGUUAUGUGCAAGCGUCAAAGCAAGACAAGAAAUUCAUGGCCUGUGCCCCAAAUCAUUCUUAUUCUGCCCUGUGUGAGUGUGUGCGGAGAGUGUUCAUCUAUCGGCAACCAGCUCCUUUGUCUACUGUUCUCUACAACAGAAAGGAGGGAAGACAAGUCGGGCAAGUUGCUAAGCAGUUGGUAGCAACUCUGGAAACCCAUGAUCCUGUUUUGGGAUUUCAGGCAACAAACGAGAGAUUAUUUGUUCUCACAACAAAAGUCUUGUUUAUAAUAAAAGUAAGCACCGAGAAUUAAUGACUAAAUACAUCCUAUACACAAAAUUGGCUGAAAUAAUGACUAUAAAUUAGUAGGAAAGUGCAGAGGUGUGCAAAAGCAACAUGUCAUAUGUACCCUUUUCUGAAGUUUGACGAAAAUGUAUCUUUACAUGUAUCUUUACAUUUGCCUAUACUUAAGAAGAAUAAAGUAUGUUGCUUUAUUUUAAUAAACAGGUCAUAAUUUGUGCAAACAGUUCAAUUCUAUUGAGAAUAUUAAGCAAUCCUCCCCUUCCUUACUAGGUACUAGUGGUAGAAUUUGCCUUUAUGAAAUAGAUAAUUUUCUGUGUUUCCAAAUAUUCUUUUUUCUACUUCACAGUUUUUUCAAUAGUAUGUCUUUCAGUUUUUUAAAAAUUUUGUCAUGCUAGUUUCUGUCUGGCCUCCUAACUUAAAUCUGUUCAUAGUUUUUUAUGGGUUUUUCGGGCUAUAUGGCCAUGUUCUAGAAGAGUUAGUUUCUGACAUUUCGCCAAACAAACUCUUCUAGAACAUGGCCACAUAGCCUGAAAAACCCACAAAAAUCUAUGAAUUCCAGCCAUGAAAGCCUUCAACUUCACAUUAAUUCAGUUCCUUACUGGGGGUUUUUUGUAAUGGAAAUUUACCAAAUAAUUAAAAUCUAAUUUGCAGCUUACUAAUGACUGUUUUUAAAUUUGGGUUUUCAUUUCCUUUUAAAUGCUUUCAUUUAAUUCUUGCAUUGGCCCAUUGGAUAAAUGAUGCUAUGAACAUUUUCUUUUCUCAGGCAUACAUUUAAUGUAAGCUAAAGACUCUCAUUAUGUGCAAAUGUGGUAAUCAUAUGUGGAUUGUGUUCCUUAUGAAAAUCUAUAAACAUUUUAGAAAUAAAGUGGGAUUCUUUUUUUAAAAAAAA